AUGGCCAUAGUCCAAGACGCCUUGACUCACGGCAAAGAGGUAUUCGUGCCGUAUAUCCAUAGCAUAGACUCGCCGUCUUCGACGCAGAAGAAGACCUCCAUCAUGGACAUGUUGCUUCUGCAGUCUAUGGAAGAAUUCAAAUCUCUUGAACCUGAUAAGUGGGGAAUACCAUCGCUCACUAAGGCCCAAGUUGAGAACAAGAGAACCUGUUUUGGGACAAUAGGUGUCUCCCCAAACACGGUGGAGGAUGCUACGCAGAGAUUCGAGGGGCUUGAUUUGAUAGUCAUGCCUGGAAUGGCUUUCGAUCAAGAGUUCCGAAGACUGGGUCAUGGUAAAGGUUACUAUGAUCAUUUCUUGACGAGGUACUCGAAGAAGGUAGCCGAGAAAAAGACGACAACAUCAAAAAUGCCUUUACUCGGUGAGGAGCAGCCGCAUCCGAAACCCAAACUCCCGUUAAAUGACCUUACUAAUUCCACAUAG
Messenger RNA from Aspergillus fischeri NRRL 181, 480 nucleotides. Its product is annotated as 5-formyltetrahydrofolate cyclo-ligase. Gene Ontology annotation, molecular function: 5-formyltetrahydrofolate cyclo-ligase activity. Bases 1 to 480 code for a protein of 159 amino acids. The transcript has a single exon. The record is from RefSeq and is a predicted model, not a curated record. Gene Ontology annotation, cellular component: mitochondrion. Gene Ontology annotation, biological process: folic acid-containing compound biosynthetic process; tetrahydrofolate interconversion. Lineage: Eukaryota; Fungi; Ascomycota; Eurotiomycetes; Eurotiales; Aspergillaceae.